AGUUCUGUUGCUAGGAUACAACGAACGCUCAACUUAAUGUCGAUAGCUGACUAACAUGUUUUUUUAUGUAUUAGGUAGCUACAUGGCCUGAGUUUACAAGCGGAUUGAGUUUAAGUAAGUCAUCCACUUGGACACUUCGCCAAGGAUUUUCAUCAAGCUGCCUCCAGCCAUGCCAUAUAUCAAACCAUCUCAAAAAAAUCUGCCAUUCUCAGCACUGUUGGAUUUAAAGUCACAGAAAUGUGGACUGCGGCACACAGUUUUCUCGGUCAGCGGAAAUGAAUACUGUGGAGAGUGGCAGGACAACAAGAAGCAUGGAAAGGGAACUCAGGUUUGGAGAAAGUGUGGUGCCAUUUAUAAUGGAGAGUGGAAAUUUGGAAAACGUGAUGGAUAUGGUACCUACAGCAUACUACUCCCAGGAAAAAAGGAAUACGAAAGGAAGUACUGUGGAAGAUGGAAAAAUGGGAAGAAGCAUGGCUAUGGGACGUACUUCUACAGUAACUCAGAAGUGUAUGAAGGGGGGUGGAGCGAGGACCAUCGGAGUGGCUGGGGAAGAAUGUACUACCAGAAUGGAGACAUGUACGAAGGAGAGUGGUUGAAGGAUAAGAAUCAUGGACAGGGCAUCAUUCGAUUUGCAAAUGGAAACUGGUAUGAAGGUGCCUGGCAAGAUGGCAAAAAGAACGGUAAUGGAAGGUUCUGCUAUUCUGACAAAGGCCAGCUUUAUGAAGGCUUUUGGGUGGAUGGAGUAGCAAAAUGUGGGACCCUGUCUGAUUUUGGAAGGGAUGAAGCACCAACCCCAACCAAGUAUCCAAUUCCACAGAUACACCUGGUGGAUAUGCAGUUGGUCUUAAGGGAAGCCCAGUCAGCCUACCUCUGUCACUAUUCAUGAACAACAUCGAGAGGAUGAACAGCAAGUUUCCACCACACACGCAGACAAAAAAUAAUAAAAAAGAGAGAUGGCAUAAUGGUAUUUAGCA
Lates calcarifer (barramundi perch) is the source of this 974-nucleotide messenger RNA. It is a transcript of the gene morn3, whose product is annotated as MORN repeat containing 3. The record is from RefSeq and is a predicted model, not a curated record. The coding region runs from base 170 to 886 and encodes 238 amino acids. The transcript is spliced from 6 exons. Lineage: Eukaryota; Metazoa; Chordata; Actinopteri; Centropomidae.